This is a messenger RNA of Manihot esculenta (cassava), 1093 nucleotides long. RefSeq names its product pectinesterase 3. Gene Ontology annotation, molecular function: enzyme inhibitor activity. The transcript has a single exon. Gene Ontology annotation, biological process: negative regulation of catalytic activity. Bases 57 to 938 code for a protein of 293 amino acids. The record is from RefSeq and is a predicted model, not a curated record. NCBI's taxonomy places the organism in Eukaryota, Viridiplantae, Streptophyta, Magnoliopsida, Malpighiales, Euphorbiaceae.
UUAUUGGGAAAAAAAGAUAUCGAAAAUUUCACUUUAAACAAAUAUCAGAUAAAGAGAUGUUGACCGCUGGAUGGGUGAGGUCAUCUGGACGAGAUCUAAAUCCACGUCCAUUAAGGAGCAAUGGCAAUGGUAAAACCUCGACUUCCUCUUACACAUUUCUUAUUCUGCUUUCAAAACCCUCUCAAAGGAGUCUCCUCUGCCAUUUUCAAUCUCCCAUGGAAUCCGUCAACGUCCUCAAAGGCUAUGGCAAAGUAAGCUCCAACCUUGAAAAUCAAAACCUCCACCGCUCUAAAAUCAUCCGAAGAUCCCUAAUCUUUUCCGCCCUUUUCUUAACUCUGAUCAUCGGUUUAAUGCUUGCCCUCCUAAUCCAUGAGUCCAACACCGAAUCCCCUGAGUCUGGGUCCGAUUCCCCAUCCCUUUCCUCUGCCUCCAACUCGGUCAACUCAAUCAAAACUGUCUGCAACGUGACUCGGUACCCAGCAUCCUGCUUCACCAGCAUACAUUCUCUGAACGCCUCAAUAAAGCCCGACCCAGAAGCCAUCUUCAAGGUUUCUCUCCAAGUCUCCAUUAAAGAGCUGAAAAACGUUUCUUCCUUAUUCACAACUCUCAACGAUGCUAAGUCUCAGGCUGCUAUAAACGACUGUUUGAGUCUGUUUGAUGAUUCGCUGAGUAGACUUAACGAUUCGCUGUCGGCAAUGGAGGUUGGCCCUGAAGAAAAAGCGUUGACCUUAGAGAAGAUCAACGAUAUUCAGACGUGGAUCAGCGCUGCCAUGUCUGAUCAGCAGACUUGCGAGGACGGCCUGGAGGAGAUGGGAUCGAUGGUUCUCGAUGAGGUAAAGGCUAAGAUGGAGAAUUCUAAGGAGUUCUUGAGUAAUAGCUUAGCUAUUGUUGCUCAGAUGCAGAGCCUUCUUGAAAAGUUUGAUCUCAAAAUGCAUUGAAUUUUCCUGUUUUAGGUUUGGAUGUUAAAAAUUUGUUAUCUUAAUAGUUCUAUAAAAUUUUCUUGUAUGCACUUAUAAGAUGACACGUGUAAAUAACCUUCAAAGUAAUUGUAUUACUGUGAGAAAUUGAAUUGAAUAUUUGUAAUUUUGAGUUC